This is a messenger RNA of Aspergillus melleus, 4191 nucleotides long. RefSeq names its product inositol polyphosphate kinase KCS1 (gene KCS1). Lineage: Eukaryota; Fungi; Ascomycota; Eurotiomycetes; Eurotiales; Aspergillaceae. Gene Ontology annotation, biological process: inositol phosphate biosynthetic process; phosphatidylinositol phosphate biosynthetic process. The transcript is spliced from 2 exons. Gene Ontology annotation, molecular function: inositol hexakisphosphate kinase activity. Gene Ontology annotation, cellular component: cytoplasm; nucleus. The record is from RefSeq and is a predicted model, not a curated record. Bases 1 to 4191 code for a protein of 1396 amino acids.
AUGUCAAGAAUUCCGUCUGCGUCAGAGAAUACCCUGUCGGAUUCCUUGGUGACACCUCCUGCUGCAUCUGCCCAACAUGAUUGCUCUGGGGAGCCCGAUCGUCCCCAUGGCAAGCAGCGGCGCCACCACAACCACAACCACAACCACACCCACCACCACCACCACCACCACCAUCACCCCCGAGACCAGCUCAUACAUGAAGAUAUCCAACAAGCUCCCUCUCCGUCCCGCGCCGAAUCUCCUACGGCUCGUCAAUGGGCCAAACCGUCGUCUGCCUUCCCUCUAAAAAGGUCGUCGGUCACCUCGCCUGAAAAGCUCGCCCGUCCGGAUCUGUCUCAUAGCCCCCAGUUGUCUGAGCGAGAUAGCAUUUUCGCAACCCAUUAUCUACCCUCUGAUAACGAUUCCAACGCCACACCGCAACUUCCGGCCGUGGAGGACAUAAACAAUGAGCCGCCGAACAAUUUGAACCUUGAACCAGAAAAUGUGUCUGCUGCUCCUGCCAUUUCUUCUUCCAAGGUUCUCCCCCAUGGUAGUCUCGUCGACUGCUCCCACAUGGAAGUUGACGCCCGCAGAAACCAUUCUUUGCGUUCGCCACCAUUGCUCCCGCCGGCGAUCCCUUCGCAUCCUUCACCUUUAGCUGCGAUCGGCCCCAACCAAAGUCCGGAGAAAUGCUCCGAGAUAGCGGACGAAAAGUCGCGAGUGGUUCCUGUUUGGGAGAGUCUAUCACCCCUUCGCAAGUUUUCGUCUGAUGGCGCGGGUGCCAAGCCCUCUGUUGAGGGGUCGCAGCCCCGUCGCAGUCUAAUCUCUGCCUCUCUCAGUGAUGCCUCCCUACUUUCGCCUCAACCAAUGGUCCCCCCGUUCGAUACCCAUCCUUCCCCAGCCUCUACCUGGGACCCGGCUGCCCAGCAGUCGUCCGAACAAGGCUCUGGGGACCAUGUGCCCGAGGUGAAAGUCGAGCGAAGUUCGAGCCGGAGUCGGCGUGGUCGGGUAGAUCACUCCAUCGAGGCGAACCUCGCCAAUGCGGAGCCGGCUUCUCAUGUGCGCAGCCGUAAGUCAAGUCAUUAUCUGGGGUUAUUCAAGGAGAAUACUACUUCACCGGACCGCAAGCGAAGAGAAGACCGAGGAAGAAAGCAUGAUGAGCAACAGCCAGAGUCGCAGGAUAAACAGGUUGCGGUCGUGCACUCGGAGCCGCGCCCUGUUCUGGAACGGUCGGACAUGCAGCCCCAGCUCCCGCAAUUAGUAGAGGAUCAUGGCCUGCGCAGCUCCAAGAGUCUGUCCCAGCUGUCGUUCACCGACGUUCCGAUCAUGACUCCCACUGCGGAUAUCGCAUCAGACUCGCAGCAGUCUGCCGUCGACGAUGUUUCCAAACGUCCGCAUAAAGCCCUCCCUCGCAGCUUGCUUGAGGAAAUCCGAAACUUCCAUCUCACUCCGGGCGGUGCACGCGGUACUUCGUUCUCGAGCAGCAUCCCCACGCAGUACGCGGAAAGAGCCAGAGACUACCUCUCUUCUAAGAAUCCUGCGCUUUUGAGCGGUCUUUCGCCGUUGUCGGAUACCGAUCAAGAACAGCGACGUGGCUCGGCUCAGUUCGAGGACGACGAAGACGAACAGAUUUCGUCGGCCGUAUACUUCCCCCAUGAACGCGUCACUGUUUCUGAUGAAGUUGACCAAGUGCAACCCUUCCCGCAAGGUCAACACGAUAUAGAAACAUUUGAUGUGCCGACGAAGAGUAGCCACGUUCUAGUGCCCAAGAGACAUAAAGUAUCUGACGAGCAGGAGGCCCAUCAUGUUGAUAUAUCUCUUCGAUCUAAAAAUGAGAGUAAAUACCUGCACGGCGAUCUACAAGACAUACAGGCUCCGCCACUAGAAGAACUAAAUGAAAAGUCUCUUAGUGUGAUUUCGGAACGCAGCGCCGAAUCCUGCGAAUCGGAUGUGUCUCUGGAAGAUACUGGUGGAUUGUCUGCUCCGGAUGAGGAGUCGAGCGUGACGGAUGAUGCGGAUAUGACACCGACAGCCACACCAACUCAGCGCCAACGGUUUUCGCGCCCGCGCCGCAAGGAUGACUCCGGCGCUCCUCUCGGGGCAGUGGAAUUGAAGCCUUACCGACAUCAAGUGGGUGGCCACACGACUGUCUUCCGGUUCUCAAGGCGUGCGGUGUGUAAACAGCUGAAUAACAGAGAAAAUGAGUUUUAUGAGCGCAUCGAACGCCGACAUCCUGAAAUGCUCAUGUUUCUACCAAGGUAUAUUGGUGUACUCAAUGUGACUUUCUCCAAGAUGCCGAAGCGCAGCAAGACGGAUCAGGAGACCCAGACCAAGCAUAAUGACACCAAUGGACGCGCCGCAAGCCAUUCGAGUGAUGUGAAGGGCAAUGAAUCUCUAUCUGUCAGUGAAGUGCGAGUGCCGGAUGUCGUGGACCAACCUCGCAUUGUCAGCCAAAGCCAGGUAACCGGAAUCAUUCCAAAGGUGAUUUUGGAGAACAACCGCCACAUCAUUCCUGCCGAUCUCUUUUCACGCUCGCAGAGGCCGAAAACCUCUGACGGCACGAUGUCUACCAGAAACGGUGCCGGAUCUAUCGGUGGCGAUCGAACACUGCUGAGUGGCUCUAUAGAUGACGAGACAUCUAUCCAGGCCAUCAAGAAACCUAAAAUUAGCUGGGGUGCUACUACUGUGAAUAGGAAGCUGCAGGAACAAGUCUUGCGAGAGGUCUUCAGUCCGCCUGCCAUUCACCACCACCGGCGUCAUGCUCGAGGCCAUUUCGCGUUGCCGAGAACGUCUUCGGAUGGUGUCCGACGAAGGGCGAAUCUUUCGGAGGACCAGACCGCCAGUAGCCGUCGCAAUGCACCGGUACCCACAGAACCACCGCGUUCUGCAGCCAUCGACAUUGCAAAACAAUCCAACGAUGGCCCAGGUCUGUCCUCGUCGGCGUCUACCGCGCUAGACUCGAAUCAGAACCGUCUUGAGAAAGUUCGAACGGAAGAAUCUCAGCCGCGCUCAAACUCGGUGUCUCGGACUCGCCAGGUCAGACGACGCCAUUCUGGCAGCGGUUUGCAGAGACGGGGGAGCAUGAGUCCUGCCAACGAUGGUGGCACCGGCGGAGAACUGAUGUUUUUCGAAGAUGAAGGGUAUGGUGGCGAUAAGGAGGAUGGUAUAUUCUCCAUGGAGGGUGAUGCUUCGAUGCCGUCUGUGGAUCCUUCCUACCAUGCGAAAGUGCCGCCAACAUCUACCCCGAAAAAUAGCACCAAUGGGAUCUUGCAUCUGUCAAGCCAGCCGAGAGAUCCUUCGCCUUCGAAAGAGAUCACCCCUGUUGCAAGAAAAGAAGACAACCGCUUUCGGCUUCCCACCAACCCUAAAGAGGCCCAAACUCGGAAUGACGAAAGAGUCCAGUUCUUCCUCUUGCUGGAAGAUCUUACUGCUGGCAUGAACAAGCCAUGCGUGCUGGAUUUGAAGAUGGGCACUCGUCAGUACGGCAUCGAAGCGAACGAGAAGAAGAAGAAGUCUCAGCGACGGAAAUGUCAGUCCACAACUUCUCAGCAGCUUGGGGUCCGACUCUGCGGCAUGCAGACCUGGAAUGUGAAAAAGCAGGAGUACUCCUUUGAAGAUAAAUACUUCGGUCGAGAUUUGAAAUCCGGACGAGAGUUCCAAGACGCUCUGACGCGAUUUCUUUACGAUGGCAGUAGUUACACAAGCGUGGCAAGGAAGAUCCCCGUAAUCUUGGAGAAGCUGGCCACGCUGGAAAACAUGAUCCGGCGACUCCGGCGAUACCGUCUUUACGCCAGCAGUCUUCUGAUCCUCUAUGAUGGUGAACAAAACACGCCCGACGGUGAUGCUCGUGUUGACAGUCAACGACAUUCUCCCCAGCGUCGGGCCACGGACGAUGGUCAUAAUAACAUUGACGUGCAACUAAAGAUUGUCGAUUUCGCAAAUUGCGUAACGGGUGAGGAUGGAAUCCCCCCGGAUACGCCUUGCCCGCCAAAGCACCCGGAUGAUAUUGACCGCGGCUACCUUCGUGGACUUCGCACGUUGCGGAUGUACUUCCAACGAAUUAUGAAGGAGGUUAGCCAAGACGAAUUCAUCGAGAGGGGUGAAGGCGAGGCCAUUGCCUUGAGGUCCCAGGUGUCAGGUCACGACAACCCUACAGAUCGAUACUGGGACGAAGGAGUGAUGGAGAGUGAUCCUGGCGAAGUCAGUUUCUAG